Mesorhabditis spiculigera is the source of this 2145-nucleotide messenger RNA. The record is from the annotation of a GenBank genome assembly. Lineage: Eukaryota; Metazoa; Nematoda; Chromadorea; Rhabditida; Rhabditidae.
AUGUAUCUUUCAAUAUUGCUGUUCGCUAUCUUACCAAUUGAAGUUGUAAAUGCCGUUCACGUUUUCGGAAUUAACGUUGUCAAAGAAGAAGAGCGCUCGCUUCAAGAGCUGCAGGAUGGGGAUCUGUUAACAGCCUACUUGGUUGCAGAUAAAACUAGCGUCAAGGUCUACGCAUCUGAAUACGAUACGUGCAACUAUGACAGGAGAAACGUGCACCUUUCCGCGCGCCACCGUCAUCGCGAUAAUGUCAGCAACAUCUUGUUGCUCUACGGCCAGUUGAAAGUUUGGGAGCCUCCGGAAGGGCCGGUGCAGCUAUGCGCGGACACGCGGGACAGCAUCCCCGGCGAGAACUGGGUGACCGUGAAUUAUAACUCGUGGACCAUUUUGAUCUGGAUAGCCGUCGCCUUGGGCUCGUCGAUGCUGAGCGCCCUCUGCACGGGGCUGAACAUCGGCUUGAUGUCGCUGUCCAUCGACGUCCUGGAGGCGAUGAAGAACCACGGGCGCGGCCGAAUCGUCCUCUACACGGAGAGCAUCAUCCCGCUGCGCCGAAACGGCAAUCUCCUCAUGUGUUCCAUUAUCAUUGUGAACAUGCUGAACGCGCUGGCCUUUAACCACGUCUUCGAGAGUCUGGAUCUGCCGGACGUCCAGAGAAUCAUCUACACCGUGCUCUGCCCAACCGCGACGACGCUGAUCAUCGGCGAGAUUCUGCCACAAGUCAUUUGCGCAAAGCAUGCCCUAUUCGUCGGUUAUUACACUCGCCAUGUGACACAUGCCCUGCUCCUCGUCACCUAUCCCCUCGCCGGCCCGUGCGCCUUCAUUUUGACGAUCAUCGCCGGCGCCGAGCCCAAGGAGGCCUACGAUCGCGGGAUUCUGGCUGGACUUUUGGAAGAGCAACGGAAGGGCGAAGACGAGGGCAACUGGAUUCUGACGUUGAUGAUCAACACCCUGAAGAAUAUGGAGAAGACGGCGGCGGACGUGAUGGUGUCGUGGGACAAGGUCAAGAAGCUGUCCGCACAUGAAAAGCUGGACGACGCGCUGUGGGAGAAGAUCAGCCAGAUGAAAUACUCGCGGUUUCCGGUGAUGGAUGGUGAACAAGUGAUAGCCAUGCAAUACACAAAAGAUCUGAUGGCCGUGAAAAGCAAAGAUUUUGACGGGCUCACACUCGAGUCGGUCGCCUGUCUAUGGCAUAAAAGUCGACUGUUUCGAGUCGUCCUACACGACACACCAAUCCUUCCACUGCUCGAAGAAAUGCGAAAGGGAAUGCCGGUGAUGCUUGUCAUCCAGUUCGUUCAGGGGAAGAUGACCAUCGUGGGGCUGAUGACACUGGAGGAUAUUUUAGAGGAGGUGAUGGGCGAGAUUCGAGACGAGAAAGAGAAGGAGAAGGGCGCUCUACCACGCAUCUGGCAACACCAUCUGACCGCUCCCAAGAACCUAUCCGAGACGGCCGGGACGAGGCUAAAUUACACGAUUUUCAAGCGCUCCUCGCCGAUCUUGCGCGGACACGUGGAGAAUAUUGCCAUAUCUUCGCGUGAUACGAAAGCUUCAAUCCGAAAUGGUGACCAGGUGGUCGUAUGGUGUGCUGAUGGAUACUUGUGCCUCGGCAAUGAAGAAUUGAACGUUUCGCCGACUCCGCAGUUGCUAAAACUGACCACCGCGGAAAAUCGCUGCUUCGUGUCGGCCGACUCGUCAGUGAGGCUUGCCGAUUGCCAUGGCAAUUCGUUUCCGGGUUUCCAGUUUCGCCAACCCAAGAAACCCAACGAGGGCCGCUAUGCAAGGAUGGGCCUUUACCAGGGCAUCAACACGCUUGUAUCUCGAGGAAAAUAUGUGCUUGAUUCGGACAAGAAGCGGUUCUAUGGUAUCAAGAUGGGCACCGGUGCCGCGGUGGAAGUUCUUCCAAAGUGGCAAAUAAUGUCAGUCAUAAUGGUAAAAUUCGACUUGAAGUUCCCUCUCGGUUACCGCUUCGCCGAGGUCAUCGAUCUGACCCACAAAUUCAUGAUCGAUGGAGGCGUCAUGUAUUACGAGGGACGUUCUCGGGCACUCGAUGUCUAUCUACUUGGACAGCGACUGAAAAUCACAGAAAGGGAUGCGCUGCCUGCGCUGCCCUGUCAAGGGUUCCGAUUACAGUCCACCAUCACGGAUUUGAGA